GAAAGUCAUUGACAAUGCUGGGGACAAGUCCAUGCAAGUGAAGUAUGACAUGUCCAUGAAGAACCAAUUGUAUGGGAGAAGUGGGGACUUCAUCAAGGGACGAGAAUUAUUCGCAAUGAUACUGAUUAGCUUCAAGUCACCUGACCACACUGAAGUUCUCUACAACGCCCAUCAUUUAUAUAUGUUCAACUACUAUGGAGAUGACCAGCUUGAGGCCUUCUACAACAAGUGGCUUGACAUCGUAUACAACAUGAAACAUGAUGAUCUGCCUUCCAAUAAUUCCCUGCGUGACACAUUGUUCCGGAAGAUUGAACAUUCAAAGCUUAUGGCCUUUGAUAUCAACCGAUACAAAACCUUUGAUGAAGGGCAUCCUGAGAAGACCUAUGCUUAUCUAACUGGCAUGAUCAAAGGAUACAUAGCACGAGGAAAGCAAGAACGACUGUUGAAGGAUAGAGAACGUGCAGUGAAACUGUCAUUGUCCUCUACCAAGACGACGCCUGCCCUGGAAGAUGCUGACAAACCUGCUGCUCCCAUCAAGACCAAGAAGGAGAAUGAAGCAGCCGCAUCGUCUACAGGUGAUCCUCCCAAACGACCUAAAGCGAAGGCGAAGAGUGAAGCUGCCUCAGUCCUUCCAACGCCUUCUCCGAAAUCUCAUGCCGACAAGAACAACAAGAAAGGCUAA
Messenger RNA from Cladocopium goreaui, 682 nucleotides. The record is from the annotation of a GenBank genome assembly. NCBI's taxonomy places the organism in Eukaryota, Dinophyceae, Suessiales, Symbiodiniaceae.